Syngnathus typhle (broad-nosed pipefish) is the source of this 6329-nucleotide messenger RNA. It is a transcript of the gene ankrd50, whose product is annotated as ankyrin repeat domain 50. Bases 790 to 5010 code for a protein of 1406 amino acids. Gene Ontology annotation, molecular function: protein binding. The record is from RefSeq and is a predicted model, not a curated record. The transcript has 4 exons. Lineage: Eukaryota; Metazoa; Chordata; Actinopteri; Syngnathiformes; Syngnathidae.
AAACCCACACGAGUCUUCUUUAGGAGGCGGAGAGUCACAGUCGGAACGCCGGGAGAGCUGUAUGUGUAUCGGCUGGGCAGCAGGAGGAGCCUGCAACCGAUCUGAGAGAGAGCGAGGAAAAGACGUCGAGAAGAAAAGAGAGCAAGGGGUCGGGGGGGAAAGAAAACAAGGAGACCCAUUUGCAAGAAAGACACGAAUGCUGCACGGAUGAAGAUAUUGGAGCGGCAACGGUCGAAAGGCUUCGGUGAAGUUUGCCGCUUGGAAAAUGGACAGACGGGGUGUCGACUAGGGACAAAACACGGCGGAGAGAGACGUCGGCUGGAGAGACCACUGUACAAAAUAUGCCGCCAGCCCGGUCCAUGUUAAAGUAAUGGAAACACUACGUUUGGUGGCCACUGCCACGCAUCUGUGGAUAUACGUGAGCGGCUCGCAUGGCUAAUCGUGUCGAGCCUGUCAGCCGAUACGCUCAGGAGCGCCAUGCGAAAGCGGCAUGAGAAUAACAACCAGGAGCGCUUUAUUCACAGAGAAGAAAAACAUUGGAAAAAGUUGGUGGAAAAUCUUGAUUUUUGGCCCCGCUUUUGAUCUUCAGUGUUUCUUAUUACUUUGACCCAGAUACGUCUGCGAGGCACGAACAUUUUAGCAGAUCACAUCUAAAUUCAACCUACGUUUCUGUGAAUAAUAAUAGAAUGUGAAUAAUAAUUCACUGCCUGACAUAGUGAGGAUGUGAGCGGCAGAAGGAUGGGAGCUGUCUGAAGAACAGGAGGACUAGCUGGAACCAGCUUCAGCACAAUGGCCCACACCAGUUUGCUGCAGGGGAAGCGCUUUUACUGCCGAGAAUGGGUCUUUCACAAGAUCCAGCAUUGCCUCCAGGAGAAAAGCAGCACUCUGAGCGGGGUCACCGGCACCCCAAGUAAGCAGCCCUCCGGCGUAGGCGUGGCUAACCCGAGCAGCCUGAUGUCCGGUACGGGACGCGGGAACUCCUGGGGGGUGCUGCUGGUCGGCGGACCCGGCAGUGGGAAAACAGCAGUGUGCACGGAGUUGCUGUGGCCUACGUCGACGCAGGGAGCCCAGCGAGGCCUGCACCAGCAGGCUCUUGCCUACCACUUCUGCCGGGCGGACGACUCGGACACGCUGUGCGUCGCCGGCUUCAUCCGCGGCCUGGUGGCGCAGAUCUGCCGCAGCAGCCUGGUGCCGGGAUACGAGGAGAAGGUGCGCGACCCGGCCGUGCAAGGCGCACUGCAGCCUGGCGAGUGUGAGAGGAAUCCCACCGAGGCGUUCAAGAGAUGUGUGCUCUUGCCUCUCCUGAGCGCCAAGCCACCGUCACAGGCUCUCUUUCUGCUUGUGGACUCUGUGGAUGAGGGCGGCCAACUGGGCGAGGCGGAUCAGAGGUCGCCGCCGGGCUCCCCCAGGACCAUCGCUGAACUCCUCGCCAACCAUCACGAGUUCUUGCCGCCAUGGCUUCUGCUCAUCUGCUCUGCACGGAGACAGAAUAAGGCCAUUACUAAACUCUUCACAGGAUUCCGGAAAAUCAGCCUGGACGACCUGCGCAAGGCCUACAUCGUCAAGGAUGUCCAACAGUACAUCCUCCACCGCUUGGAUCAGGAGGAGGCCUUGAGGCAGCAUCUCACUAAGGAGACUGCAGAGAUGCUCAACCAGCUCCACAUCAAGAGCAGCGGGUGCUUCCUCUACCUGGAGCGAGUACUGGACGGUGUGGUGGAGAACUUCAUUAUGCUUCGCGAGAUUCGCGACAUUCCAGGCACGCUGAACGGCCUCUACCUGUGGCUCUGCCAGAGACUGUUUGUCAGGAAACAGUUUGCCAAAGUCCAGCCCAUCCUCAACGUCAUCCUGGCCACGUGCAGGCCGCUUACAGUCAAAGACCUGUACCACGCAGUCUGGACCAAAAACACCACGCUGACAAUGGAAGAGUUUCAGAAAAAGAUGGACAUCCUCUCUAAAUUGUUGGUUAAUGGUUUUGGGAGCAGUAAAAUCCUUUUCCACUACAGUUUUGCAGAGUGGCUUCUGGACGUGAAGCACUGUACGCAAAAAUACUUAUGCAAUGCUGCAGAGGGACACCGGAUGCUGGCUAUGAGUUACACCUGCCGGGCGAAACAGCUCAAACCCCACGAAGUGCAGGAAUUUGCACUUCACCUAGUGAACUCCAAUUUGCAGAUGGAGCCCUUCAAUCUGGCUCUAUGGAUGGUCUGGAACGGUACACCUACCAAAGACUCUAUGACCACCUCUAUACCAAGGGAACAGGAGGUUUUGCAGCUUCUAGUCAAAGCUGGCGCUCACGUAAACAACGAAGACGACCACGCUUCAUGUAUUGUACAACAGGCCCUGGAGAGAGAGGACUCCAUCCGAACUUUAUUGGACAACGGAGCUUCUGUGAACCAGUGUGACUCUAGCGCUAGAACGCUGCUCUCCAACGCGGCGUACAGCGGCAACCUCGAUGUUGUCACCUUGCUCAUUUCCAGAGGGGCCAACAUGGAGCUGGAGGACAACCAUGGACAAACGGCGCUCACUCUAGCCGCCAGGCAGGGCCACACAAAAGUGGUCAACAGCCUCAUUGGCUGCGAGGCUAACAUUAACCACACAGAUCACGACGGCUGGACGGCGCUGCGCUCGGCUGCAUGGGGCGGACACUCGGAGGUGGUGUCCGCUUUGCUGUAUGCCGGUGCCAAAGUGGACUGCACUGACGCUGACGGCAGAACAGCUUUGAGGGCAGCCGCUUGGGGCGGGCAUGAGGACAUAGUGCUGAACCUCCUCCAGCAUGGGGCUGAAGUCAACAAGGCUGAUAAUGAAGGAAGAACGGCCCUCAUCGCCGCUGCCUAUAUGGGACACAGGGAGAUAGUGGAGCACCUCCUGGACCACGGAGCAGAAGUCAACCAUGAGGACGUGGAUGGUCGGACCGCCCUUUCGGUGGCAGCUCUCUGCAUCCCUGCCAGCAAAGGCCACGCCUCUGUGGUGAGUCUUCUCAUUGACAGGGGGGCAGAGGUAGACCACUGCGAUAAAGACUGCAUGACUCCUCUCCUGGUAGCCGGCUACGAAGGGCAUGUAGAUGUCGUUGAUUUGCUUCUGGAAGGCGGUGCCGAUGUAGACCACACAGACAACAACGGGCGCACCCCUCUCCUCGCGGCUGCAUCCAUGGGUCACGCAUCAGUCGUCAACACGCUGCUGUUCUGGGGAGCGGCCGUGGACAGCAUUGACAGCGAGGGCAGGACGGUGCUGAGCAUUGCAUCUGCUCAGGGCAAUGUGGAGGUGGUAAGGACUCUGCUGGACAGAGGUCUGGAUGAGAACCACCGAGACGAUGCUGGCUGGACGCCGCUGCACAUGGCAUCCUUUGAAGGCCACCGGCUAGUGUGCGAAGCACUGAUUGAGCAAGGCGCUCGAUGCACAGAGGUGGACAAUGAUGGCAGGAUACAGCUGAUCCUGGCCGCACAGGAAGGACACUACGACUGCGUUCAAAUCCUCCUAGACAACAAGUCGUGUAUAGACCAGCGAGGCUACGACGGGAGGAACGCUCUCAGGGUGGCGGCGCUGGACGGUCACCGGGAUGUCGUGGAGCUUCUGUUGAGCCACGGUGCCGACAUUGACCACAAGGACGCCGACGGACGCCCAACCCUCUACAUACUAGCGCUGGAAAACCAAUUGGCAAUGUCAGAGUAUUUCUUGGAGAAUGGCGCCAAUGUGGAAGCGUGUGACACGGAGGGCAGGACAGCCCUCCACGUGUCCUGUUGGCAGGGCCACUUGGAAACGGUGCGGCUGCUCAUCAACUACCACGCUGACGUCAAUGCCUGUGACAAUGAGAAGCGUUCCGCCCUGCAGUCAGCGGCCUGGCAAGGACACACCAAAGUUGUGCAGUUCCUGAUAGAAAACGGCACACGAGUCGACCACACAUGCAACCAGGGUGCAACGGCCUUGGGCAUUGCCGCCCAGGAGGGUCAUAUUGACGUCGUUCAGAUACUUCUUGAAAACGGUGCUGACCCAAACCACGCCGACCAAUUUGGACGCACGGCAAUGAGAGUGGCGGCCAAAGGUGGCCACUCCACCAUUAUCAAACUUCUAGAGAAGUACGGAGCCACAUCAUCAAACGGCAGUAAUCCAUCACCGGUGCACACCAUGGAUGAUAAAAUGACAGGUAAAAUGCAGUCGCUCACCAUCAAAUCCAGCAGUUCCGGCAGCACCGGUGCAGGAGAUCUGCAGUCAACGGGACGCGGUCUCACCAACGGGCCCGUUCAUGCGUUCAGUUCACCAUCUGAUUCCCCUGACUCCACGGUUGACAGACAGAAAUCAUCACUAUCCAACAAUUCGCUCAAAAGCUCCAAGAACUCGUCCCUAAGGACCACGUCGUCCACAGCCACUGCGCAGACGGUUCCUAUCGACAGCUUCCACAGCAUGACCUUCACCGAACAAAUCCAGCAACACUCCCUGCCCCGCAGCCGCAGUAGGCAGUCCAUCGUCUCGCCGUCCUCCACCACAAAAUCCUUUGGUCAGGUGUCGCCGUCCAACGACUUUGACUGGUCACUGCUGAAACCCGGACCCAAGUCGACAAAGGGAACCAAGAUUGUAAAUGGCACCGUGAACAGUAAAGGAGGGCCUGACAAGAAGAAAUCUAAGAACGGCGGCUCUAUGCAAGGCCAGGUACCCGAGUACGAGAUGACCCAAAUGGACAAGCGCCUCGCUCUCAACAAAUCAAUCACCAAGGACCUCCAUUCCAAGGUGGUGAUCAGCGGCUCAGCACAGCAAGACCAGCUUUUUAUCCACAAACAAAGCUGCAGUGAGAAGAAACGCAAUGGGAUUAUGACCAACCCCAACUACCACCUACAGGGCCACCAGGUCUACCUGGGGCGUGUGUCGGUUCCUUGCAACCCCCAGAACCGAGGCCAUCACCGGGAUGUCCUCGAGAGCUACCCUGUCAGAGAUACUGAGCUAAGCCUUAAACAAGCUCUCAGACUGCAGAUUGAAGGAUCGGACCCCAGCUUCAACUACAAAAAGGAGACCCCUUUAUAGUUGCCGUUGUCAAAAAGAGACAAACAGACGGCACAUUCACAAUUUAAGCCACAGCUGGAUUGCAUCCAAUCAGACUUGCAUGAAGAAUGUUUUCUCUCUGGAUUGUUUCCUCCUUGAGAAGCACGCAAAUCCUUCCUGAAUGCCGACGGUCACAAACGUGCCAAAGCAACUGCAUUCAGAGAAUCUCAAAAUAUUAUAAUUUGUAAUUUUACAAUUACAUUUGGGGGUCAAAGGGGUGGUUUGGGUAAUAUCAGUUGCUGCCUCAAGGCUUUCCGUGGAUUGAUACUCAAUGUGCCUACCUUCUGUUUCAGCCUUCUCCGUGCAAAACUAUCAUUAUAAUUUAACAUAAUGCUAUUUAAUGGAAAAAAGAAGUGUAUGCACUUUGGAAAGAGACAAACGAUAGACGUGCUUUUGUUUUAUUUACUCUGGAAGCCCAUCCUUGUUUUAGCCACAGUCUGUGAUGAUUCGUUUUCAGAGUUUCUCGUGUCUAUAGAGUAUAAACACCAGGAUGUAUCAAUAGGCUGCCUUUCUCCAAAAAUUCCUUUAUGUUCCGUGUUAAAAAUAGUCCUGGAGAUUUAAGAGCAUAUUUAUUAUUUUGGAAAAAAGCCACUUUUUGUUGCUCUACCAUGGUGCUGUUGCGUUCUGACAAAUUGCCUGCAGCUAUUUUUGGACUCAUGUUGUGUUUUAAGUGUUUCAUGACAAAAAGGAUAGAAAAGGUUGGGGUUUUUUUCGUCCCCAUGGGAUUUUGUUUUUUUUUCCAUUCAGUUGUGUGUUCAUAUAUUUUUUUGCGAGUGCAUAAGAAUCCACGAUGUUAUUGUCCACAUUAGUUUGGUGCUAAACUAAAAGCAGUUCUGUUGUGUGUGUGUGAGUAAUGCUGUCAACGGGUCAAAUGGGAGUGACACGGGAACGGCGUAAAAGAGUUUGGAUUUUACUCUUGAAAGCCAUAAAUGGGAAAAAACUCUGUCAAAAUGGGAAAGAACGAAAAAGAAACAUCUAUUUUUCAACAAGUCUGCAGUUACAGGCUGUCAUAUUUUUGCUUUAUGGUAUGCUGUUUUCGCCAAGGACUAUAGUCAUGGCGACCUAUCGCAUGUACAAACAUCAUCAGUCCGCUAAGAAGAAAAAAGGUUUGCAAUCUUAUCAGUUCAACAGUUCACUCAGUGCUUUGUCUGCCAUCUUGGGUUGGCUGGAACUAUGAAUAUCUCUCCGUAUGUACAUUCAAUGUUCAUUUACUUCCUGUAUCAUACAAAGUGGAUUUUUUUCCCCAUGUAUAUUAAAAAUGCUUAAUAAACAUACUUGCUUUCCUGCUGGAAAAACAAAAA